AUACGAUAUGUCCCAAGUGAAUCGAGUACUAUCGAAAACUCUGGAGUCUAAAUUUUUAGGCUACUUUUCAAAGGAAUCUGAUCAUUCCAUUUUUUUAUUACACUAUAUUAUUGUAAGUGAAGUAAUAAAAGCUGCAAAAGAAAUUGAAUUCCACUAAUCUAGUGGAUUGUUUUUAUCUCAGGAGCAAAAAUGUCUCACACAAUAUUACUUGUUCAACCAGGUAAUAGACCUGAAACAAGGACAUAUUCUGAUUAUGAAAGUGUUAAUGAAUGUAUGGAAGGUGUAUGCAAAAUUUAUGAGGAGCACUUAAAGAGGCGAAAUCCAAACACACCAACUAUAACUUAUGAUAUCAGUCAACUAUUUGAUUUUGUCGAUCAACUUACAGAUUUAUCAUGUCUUGUUUAUCAAAAAUCCACAAAUACAUAUGCUCCAUACAAUAAAGAUUGGAUUAAAGAAAAAAUAUAUGUUUUACUACGUCGAGCUGCAGGACAUAGUGAAUAA
Eufriesea mexicana is the source of this 501-nucleotide messenger RNA. It is a transcript of the gene e(r), whose product is annotated as enhancer of rudimentary. The record is from RefSeq and is a predicted model, not a curated record. The transcript has 3 exons. Lineage: Eukaryota; Metazoa; Arthropoda; Insecta; Hymenoptera; Apidae. Bases 190 to 501 code for a protein of 103 amino acids.